This is a messenger RNA of Vitrella brassicaformis, 4531 nucleotides long. The record is from the annotation of a GenBank genome assembly. NCBI's taxonomy places the organism in Eukaryota, Vitrellaceae.
CAUUGAUAUAAAGGGCACAAUGAAAGAAAGAAUGUGUCUGAAUGUGUCUGACACAUUGAUUCAUGUCACCAUGCAGCACAUCACAUCCAUCAGGCCAGGCCAACUCCAAAUCGAUUCGACUGACGUCAAUCAUGCAUGCCGCCGUCCAGUGAGUGAGCCGAUUGCUGCACAAACACCAGCCACCACACACCAGCUGAAUCACGGUGUCUGCAGUGCAUGUCGUGUGUACAGGUGUGCGACUUACCUGUCUCGCUCAGCUACCUCGACCACCGCCCACCGCACCGCCGACCACCGAACCUGACACACCAGAAGAAGAACACUAACACUAGCUGUGGAUGACGAAACUGACUUACCGAGUUCCCCAGUGGCAUCCCGCUCGCUACGUACCGAGUCACCGGCACCACCACCACCACCACCAUCACCACCACCUGAAAACAAACACAAUGUAGCCCGUGAGGCUUCGCUUGUCUGCUCCAUUCUCGUGCGUCGAUCCCAUCCCACCUGGUGUUCAUCCAUACCUGUAGCUAUCGCCUCACUGACCCCCGGGAUCAGCCACGCAUCGCCACCCAUCCUCGUGGCUGCGAGGGCCGCUGCCAGGGGACUGCCCGCCACGCCUUCGCCAUCGCCAUGGGGCUCCUCGCUGCUGUGGAGGGCGAUAGACGACCCACCAGAGAAUGUGGUCAUCUUGAUUUGUGCCUCCACCUUAUCACCGCACAAGAUGACCCGUCGCGUUGUGAGGCCAGUGUACGGGUCGGUGCAGUCGAUUACGGUGUGGCUGCCCCAUACUGGCGACCGCUGGGCCAUGAGCGCAGUGAUGCUAUCAUUCGCGGCAGACGACGCAGGAGACGCAGGAUACACCAUGCUGGCUGACAUACGCGACCUCCGCUCGGCCGUCCUGAUGCACCCUACUGUGACCGACGAGGGCUGAGUAAGUGGGGGAGGGGGGCGGGCACUCACUGGGGGAGGGGGGCGGGCAGCCGCACGAGUCGGGAACUGUGCGAGUGGGAGCUGCCGCUGGGCUACAGGGCCGCCGGCACCACCACCAUCACCACCACCUGCACAGACACAAACACGCCCACAGAGUCUGUGAGGUUUUGCUCGUCUGCUUCACUCUCGUGUGUCGAUCAUCUCCCCUUUUAUAUUCGAUUCUCCACACAUACCUGUAGCUAUCGCCUUCUGGACGGCCGGGAUCAGCCAUGAAUCGCUACCCAUCCUCGUGGCUGCGAGGGCCACUGCCAGGGGAUUGCCCGCCGCGCCCCUGCCAUCACCUCGGGGCUUCUCCGUGCUGUACAGGGCGAUAGUAGAUGGCGGACGAGAGAGUCUGAUCCAGACGUGUGCCGCAAACGCGUCCCCCGCCUUGUCACCGCACAGGAGGACCCAUCGCCAUUUGUCGCCAGUGUGCGGGUCGGUGUCGACUACUUUGUGGCUGCCCCAUAGUGGCAACGGUUGGGCUAUGAGCGUAGCGAUGCGGUCAUGCGCGGCCGAUGGCGCAGGAUACACCCUGCUGGCUGACAUGCGCGACCUCCGCUCGGCCGUCCUGCAAGUGCGAAGAGGAGAAGACACCGUCUUGUGUUGCCAAGACAACGGCUGGCUGCGUACCGAGCGAGCCGAGAGAGAACAAUAUCGCUGAAACUCUGAUACGCAUCACCUGCAACUGCAGAGGGAGAGACAGAGACAUCCAGGAGACGACACAGAUGAACGUGCCAGUUCUCCCCCAUUUUCGUCUUCGUCUUACAGCUGCACGGGGGGUCUUUGCUACCGGAAGCACGCACUACCACAGCUUCUCUCCCCAGCAUCUCUCCCCCGCCAUCAGUCCGCGUCAGCGCCAUGUCACGGCCCAGUCGAUGGCCGACGAGGGACCAUUGCCGGAGGCUCGCUGCACGCCUCUCGAAUGUCGCGCGGCUGCCCGCACGCUCCACGUCGCCCUCGUUCAACUGCAUGGGCAGCUGCUGGAUCCACCUGUACCGUUUGGCGAGGCGGAGCAGCGCCGCACUAGCCGCCCAGUCGCCCCCGUUCUCGAGGAAGUACUGCAGGCGAAUCAACUGACGGGGGCUGGCCGACUGACGCAGCGGCUGGUAGUCGAUGACGCCGAGAAGGCCCUUCUGCUCGAUCAGGCCAUCGAUGGCCGACGUCACUGCGGCCUUGUCUACGGCCACCUCCAACUGCGGACAGACAUCAAGGAAAAAAGUUUCUCACACGCGGAUGCAAUCGCAUUCAUUCCCCUCGUCAGUUACCCUUUGUCUGACCUGAUACACCUCCAGCCGCUGUGCGGUGAACUCGCGCUCGUCCCCGCCUUUCAGCCUCAGGCGACACCGACGAAGAUCGCCGCCCAUACCCAGCACCAGGCAACCGCCGCCAAUGUACAGCCUCCCGCCACCAGCCCCAGCGACGGUCACACGCUGCUCGCCCUGUGGCACCUCCACCUCUUCCAGGCCCUUGGUGGACGUCUCACGCAUCGAGAAGAGGGCCACGGGGCACUCGAUGGUGCGAGGGGAUGUGGCACUAGGGGGCUGGAUGAGCCGCCCGUCGAUGUGGGAUGCCUUGACACGGCCAUCGUCGUCCUGGGGAUGGACGACGAGCACGAGACCUUGGGCGUCGCCCACCUGCUGCAGCAGCUUGUCGAACGAUGAGCGGUGAGCAUCGCUCCUGCACCGCACAGACACACGAACACACACAUGAUGAGGGAGAGAGGGGUGUCUGUCGGCUUGGUUUUCCUGUCUGCGCGCCUCACGUGAAGAGGCGGUGUAGCUUGGCUGGCUGAUUGUAGGUGAUCGUGCGGGCGAGCUUGUGCAUAUCGUGGUCGGUGAGUAUGUGUGGGUAAGUGUGCUUCAGCAUGCCGUACAUGUCGCACGCGAGCAGCAGCUGGUCCAUCUUGUCGCUCGUGGUGGUGGGCGGGGCCACUGGGGUGCAGUCAGGCAGGAUGCGACGACGACGCGCAUAGUCGACGAUCCUGCAGGUUUGUUGUUGCACGUGAACUCUGCUUCGGUUGGCGUGUUUCUUACUCGCUGAAGUGGUCGGCAGGUAUACGCUUCACCGGAGCACUGUACCUGCAGGGCGACAGCAGUCCACACAUACACGAUUCAUCCCCUCACUGUCCCGGUGAGUGUAUGGGUCCCGGUGGCUGUGCACUUUACAAGUCGAAUCGAUUUCGCAGGCUGCUGGUGGUCUCUUGAAGAGUCGACUGAGUGGUGCUGAUGACCACAUAGGGCCGCCUGUCGUCCUCCAGAUCGGGCCACUCGUCGUCCUCCGACACUACUCGGAUGGAGCGAAUGGACUCAUCACCACUCAGGGGCCGCAGGAAGGGAGCGACCGCCUGUGACGCACACACAGAGCCACGGACCAGUCCAUCGACCCAGUCCGUCACCUUUUGUCUCUCCCUCUCUCCUCCGCCCCUCUCACCUUGAUUUCGCCCAUCACUUUGUCGUAUCGGGCCUUCUUCGCCGCCCGCUCGCUCUCCAGCUCAGCUAACCUCGCAGCGAAGGUCUUGGCGAACCUCUGCAUGACACUCAUGAGGCCCUUCAGCUGCUCCGGCAGCGCGACGGCCGACAUGGCGGGCGAGGGUGGUUCUAUGUGGUCGUGUGCCGCCUCGCCGUCUGCUGCUGCAGGGGGUGAGAGCCAGAAGCGGAUCCAAUCGCACACACCACCUGCUCACUCACACACAGCACGGGAAGAGCAGUGAGUGCAUGUGGUGGCUGGAUUCAGCCCACCGCUGAAGAGUCCGGCUCGUGCCUUGCUCUUCAACAGAUCCACUCCCUCCUCCCAGCCCUCCUCGCUCAUCUUGCUAAGGAUCACUUCGAAGGCCCGCGGGUCCGCAUCGAUGAAAAUCCGCUGCUUGUCGUCCCUCGGCAAACGGCGGUCCCACUUGCCUCCGAACAGGGAGGCCAUCACCGAGCCGUCCGGCCGUGUGACGUCCUUGCGACGGACAGUGAACGACCGGCCGCCCACGUUGAGGUCCAGCUGGUCAUCGCCAGAGGCCGCCGAGCCGUCGGAUGCGCCAUGAAGACUCAGCAGCUCGUCGAUGUCGUACGAUGCGUCGAUGCGGUUCUGCUCGGCCUCGAGCUCCUCCAGCGGGCCCACGAUCUGUCUGUCAAUCGCGCAGAGGGCUCCAUGGCGCGAAAGCAGGUCGCGGUCAAUGGCACUUGGCAGGUCCAUUGCCACUAGCAGUGAGGCGUCGGAGGCUGACAAGCAGGAGAAAGAGCCGUCCGCGGGUGAGAUGAAUUCAUGGACUCGUUCUGCUGCCUCUUACCCGUCCGGAUCACCCGCCAAAUUGAAUCGGAGCGAUGAUGCGUCUGAGUGCGGCCGUCAUGCCGCCGUCAGCAACGUCCACGGCUGGAAAGGCGUCUGCAAGUGUCAUUCAUCGCCCAUCAGAAGGCAAGAUCACCGACGGAAAGCAGAUCAGUGAGGCUUGCUCCAUGCCUCCCGACUGCUACACUCCUUGUCCUCUUCCCUCCAGCUCAGCAGCAGCGGUUUCAGGGAGCACCCUAGGCGUCCUGACGGCCAAGUCCUCUGUAGGUCUGGACCGACAGGAAAC